This is a messenger RNA of Octopus bimaculoides (California two-spot octopus), 3283 nucleotides long. RefSeq lists its product as uncharacterized. The record is from RefSeq and is a predicted model, not a curated record. NCBI's taxonomy places the organism in Eukaryota, Metazoa, Mollusca, Cephalopoda, Octopoda, Octopodidae.
AUAUUUACAUACUUUAAUUUAGUUCUCAAACCUUCAACCUCAAUCAAUGGAUAUUUUCCUUCAACUGCUAUUACACUGCUACAACUACUGUGAAGAUGGACUUCUCUACCAUCACAUUUAUGAUGGUUCUACUGUCCAGAUUCCGAUGAAGACUGUCCUCCACCCUACUACGAAGACGCUCAAGCAGUGUCCGAUGCGAGAGCCAAAGCUGUGAUCACCAUGAAGGAAACAUUGGCCAUACACCAGCCAGAGAGUUCAAUACAGAGUGGAAAAGAUUUUUAUGAAGAACGACCUGUUGAACCCGGUCGAGUGUUGCGAGUGUUGAACUCCGAUGUGGUGAAAGGGAAACACUUGAAACAGUUGAAACAAUAUCAGAAUAAAACAAGAUUUUUGAAAUGCUUCAGUGAAAGUAAAGAUAUCCUCCUGAUUCCGUUUUCAUCCAACACUGGCUUUUGUGAACUUCCUCUUGAUGGCCCAGACAGUAAAAAAUAUUUGACGAUGAAGAAUAUAAUUGAACGUGAAGACUUUCCAUUCCGAUUAAAUUUAGUAUGUGGUAAUCUACCGCCAAUUCUUGAUACUUUUAUCGGAGUAGUUAUGGCAAAAAAGGUAAUCAAAGAAUGCACAGUAUUAGCUUCUACCCUGAGUAGUAGCGAUCCUUUAAUGUUAGAAUUAAAGCUUGAUUCCCCUGUACGUUUUUUUAUAGCUUUGAAUAAUCUAGACCUUCAACAACGUGACGACUACUUAGAAGCCCUUCACGUUUGCAAUAGCGAAGGAGAAAGCUAUCUGCAGAAUAUGAAAGUUGCAUUUCAAGUUUACCCAGAUGUUUCAAAUUUAAGCGAAGACAACAAAGAUUGUGAAGAGAACUCCAGCAUCACCAGAACUGAUUCUAUUGGGUUCUAUUCUGAAAUAUCUGACGAGUUCUUAGUUGAAGACUGGGAACAGGACAAAAAAGACAGUUCCCUACCGAGCAAUUUAGCUACAGAAACAGAAUUACAACCUGUACCGCACAGUGAAACAUUCGUUUGACUUAGCAAAUUGUCUAAUUGGUAUUUAAUUCACUAUCAGUAUUAUCAAUCUAUUUGAUUAGUUGGUUAAUUAAUUUAUACAUGUAAUUGAUAUUGAUCAGGUCAUCAAAUAUCUAAAUAACUAACUUCUUAUUCACCAACUGGUUACAUAGCACACACACACACACACACAUUGCUCAUAUAAUACUGUGAACAUUUAUUUUCUAACACUAAUAAAAAUUUAUUAUGGUUUAAUGAAAACUAAUGAACUACAUCUUCAUCUAUUCAAAAAAAGAUUCGUAUUAAUACAUAUUAAAAAAAUUCUCUUGUAUCUUACACAAACCUUAAAGUUUCAUUUUUGUUAUGGUCCUAGGUUAUGCUUCACUGAACAAACCAAUGACCAAAAGGUAUUCCAUCCCUGACCGUUCCAAUUUUUGAAUACAUUAUUCAAUGUGUGUUUUAAAAAAAAAUUUUUUUUAAGGAUGAGAAGAUGUGAUUUGAAAGGAAUUUGGCGGCAAUUUUUAGCCAGUUCUACAUGAUUUUUUACGAUUUUUUUUCCUUCGUUGCUACUGUAAUUAGGUCAGCUCUGAUUGAGCAAAACAAAGACGUUCCAGAUGUGACCACCCUAACUUUUAUUAACACAUGUUGUAUUUAGUAUUACAUUACCUAAAUGUGUCCUUUUUCGCUAGAAUACGGUAGGAUUUGAUUCUAGGAAGAUUUGGUUGAUAUUUCUAACCUGUCCGGCGAUUACAAUAACAAACAUUUCGUAGGUUGAUUUCUGAUACUCGUUCUUCUACGACAAAUAGAUGAAAGCCACUUCACAACAUUUAAGCUGGUUGUGAUCGAACAGACCCUUGAUGGAAGGCGUUCUAGUCAUUUCCAUCCUGAUUUUUUUUUGUAUCGCACGGACUAUUUAUGUGUGCGUGUGCGAGUAACUUUGCUGUCAGUCCUGAUCCAGCAGACUGAAGACGUUCCAGUCAUAACGAUUUAUUUUUGUAUUAUACGUAGUGCAUCUCAGAUUACACAUUCCAACGUAUCUUUUCUUGUUAUUGCUGUGGUUUAACUUCCGGCUCAACUCAAUCAAAGAAACUCAUAUAAUCAUAACCAGAAACAUUCUUACUGUAGGAUGUUCAAAGGUGAUACUAAAAAGAAUUGGCUGCUAUUUAUACCAUGCCGAGCGACAAGAUUAAUUGAGAUUCCAUAGGCUGGUUUUGACACUCGUUGUUCAAAAGGAUGAAAGUCAUUUCGUGACAUUUACAUUCUGAUGUUGGUACUAGCAGCUUGGGAUCUAUUUUAAAACGGGGGCCACAUUUUUCAUUAAUGUUUUACGUAGUGUUUUUGGUACGGAAAGACUUUCAAACUUCGUAUACUUAUCUAUUUUGUGUUAUAGAACAGAAAAAAUAUUUUUGUAUUCGAAUUUAUUUCAUGUAAAAAAUUGUCUUAUUUCGAUAAUUUCAACCAAUCACUGACAAGUAUUCAGUUGUUUAUAUUUACUCCUUUGGCUGAUUAAGCGAUGUAAAGCGUAUUUAAUCUCCAUACCUUCGUUUUAUUUGCUUUUUUCAUUUUAAAUUUGCUUUAACCCUAACCCUAACCCUAACCCUAACCCUAGGGUUAGGGUUAGGGUUAGGGUUAGGGUUAAUUGUUUCAGAAUCGUUUGUUUAUGUAGUCGGCACUUAAUGUAUAUCGGCUGAAUGGACGUCAGUGAUUGGUUGAAAUUACAGAAAUACGACAACUUUAACAUGGAAUAACUUAUGGAUUUCUUUUUUUUUUAAAGAAGACUAAGAGAAAAAGAUGUUUUAUAUGACACAUUCUACCAGUGUUCCAAGUUUCAAAGUGUUUCGUUAAUGAAAAAUGUGGCCCCCGUUUUAAAAAAGAUCCGCAGCUUGUUCUGGGUGUGCGUAUUUCGUUGUACAUGGAAUACCUUGAUAUAUUGAAGUGGUAUCCCGCACAAAAUUUAAUGAAAGGUUAAGUCCAUCGCUUUCAAAACCGCUAUCGAAGAUUAUUAAACAUUAGUUAUAUGCAGUAUGUAUAUGCAGUGAAUGGUAGCAAGUGGUUUGAUUGGACACCAGUUUCAAGGAAGCAUUUCGUAUUGAUGUGAUUGUCUGCUGGUUUUGCUCUACAUAUCACCAUUCCAAAAGAAGGAAGUCUAACCGGAAAAAUCUCAUAUACAUUUAUACAUAAUCAUCUACCCACACACAUAUUUAUGCGUCUCCCCUCUUUCUAUGUAUAUAGUUAUUUCAAUAAAAAUACAAUUUGUUGUUGGUUAACGUCAGACUAAA